GGCCGUGGUAGAUACUAGAUAUCAAUCGCACAAUACUAACGCAUCAUUGUUCCAAAGUUGAAUUUAAUUCACAUAGUACUGACAAUUUUUCAAUUCAUUCCCAUAAACUGUUGUUGAACCGCGAAAAGCUUUAUUUAGCAAUAAUUUACUCAGUUCCAUUGACGUUCAAGUCGCAGAGAUGGAGGAGAAAAGGAAAUUAGCCAUACUGAUUAUAAAUCAUUUGAAGAAAGAAUUAAACACAGCAAGAUUUUCUAGCGAUGCCGAAGAAAGUUUAGAAGUAGCUGUUCAAUGCAUAGAAUCGGCAUACAGUAUAAGCCCGACUGAGUCAAAUGGUGUUUCCAUGGAAUUAGAAACUAUAAUGAAAGAAUAUAUUCAUGGAGAUGAUAAUAUUGAAUAUGUUUUCGUUAAGUCAAAGAGUUCAAAAGCUCCCGAAGCAGCACCUGAAAGUAACGACCAAGUUGCCGAACAUAACAAAAACUGUGGAAAUGAGUUCAUGAAAAAUCAGGAAUAUGAAAAAGCCAUUGAUGCAUAUUCAAUCUCAGUAACAUUAAAUCCUACCAAUCCCAUUUAUUAUUGCAACAGAGCUGCUGCUUAUAAUGCAAUAGGAAAAUACAAAGAUGCCAUUGAAGAUUGUCAGAAAGCAAUUGAACUCGAACCUCAUUACAGCAAAGCCUAUUGUCGCUUGGGACUUGCGUUUUCACAAACAAACGAUUUUCAAAAGGCUGCAUCGUGUUAUAAGAAAGCACUAGAAUUGGAUCCGGAAAAUGUCGGUUAUCAAAGAAACUAUCAGUUGACACUAAAUAACAUGCAGUCGAACUCGGGAAAUCAACAACCAAAUGCAGCUGAUUUCAACAUACAAGCCCCAGAUUUGAUUGAAACUGCUACCCGUUUAAUGAGCGAUCCUGAGGUUUCUUCAGUUUUGACCAAUAUUAUUGGAGAUGUAACACAAUCUGGUGGUGCUGGAUUAGAUAGAUUAAUGCAAGUAGGGCAAACUAUAGUAACACGCUUGCAAACAUCCAACCCAAAUCUGUUGGACGGACUUCGUAUGCAAUUCCAAAAUGCUCAAAACGAAGGACAGCCGCCGCCUCAAAACAGAUUUCCUAACGAUAAUAAUCAGUCUUAAGCAUUAUAACCCCUUAAGUCCGUCGGUUUAUUACUUUAUUUUCUCUUAAACUAACUAUAAAACUUUUUAUUAAUCAUUAUUAUUAAUAAUUGGUGUUGUAUAAGUGUGUAGACAUUUUUUAUUGUGAGAGUAUCAUGAUGUAAGACAAUUCAUUUUGGCCAUGGAUAUCUUAGGAUAAUAUAUUAUACAAAUUAUUAGAAUAUUAUAAAAGAGUGUUUAAGGUCGUUACAUAAAGAACGUCCAUAUUAUUGUAAUAUAUAAUUCAUUUUAAAAAAUUAAAAAAAAGAUUAUUAAUAUUAAUCCCAACCAAAUAUUAUAAUUUUUUUUUUUUUAUUUAUAAAAAAAUGAUAGUAUAAAAAUUAAAAUGUGUUAAACGUUUUUUUUCUUUUACUUUAAGCAAUACCAAACUUGAAAAGAAUUCAAUUAUUGGAGAAAUUAAACUUUAAUAUAAAUGAUAGAAUUUGUGUAAAAUCAUCGAUGCGAACCUGAGAAAGUAUUGUUUCUACAAUAAUGUGCUUUCAUAUAUUAUUUUUAGUCUGGGCCCACGAUAUCUCUUAAACUGCUAAACCGAUUUAUUCAUGUAGCAACAAGUAAAUAUAGAGUGGGAUUAUAACAUAUACAAUUUUCUCGGAAAUUUAUCGUCAAAAUGGUUUCUUAUUAAAGAAAAACCGAAUAACAAUGAAAAAGUACGCUUGACUGAUGUAAAUUGCUACGUGUGAUUGUGAGUCAAUUUGUGAAAUAUUUAAAUUAUACUGUUGUUUACGAUACGUACCCAUAGCUGACAACAGCAACAAAUAAUCAUAGACAGACGAUCAAUCCACUAUCUUAUACUAAAAAUAAUAUUCUAAGCAUAUCAUUGCCAUUACGAUGCUUUUAUCGACAUUUGUAGGUAUUAAUACCAUCAACAGAUUCGCAUCGAAGCGUUUAUUUAAAAGUGAUUUUAUGACUUUCAGUUACAAGAAUUCCUGUAGAUACGUGACUUCCCCACUAAGCCUCGAUCCCUAUGUACUGGCUUUUGUAUUCUUAUUUUGAAGUUGACUAGAAAUUUGUUAUAAAAUGAUUGUGGUUUCAUUAGUAUUAAUAUUAGUAAUUGAAAUAUUUUUUGUGACUUAAUUUUGAAUCUAAUAUAUUUUAAUUUUUAAUUUA
Messenger RNA from Adelges cooleyi (spruce gall adelgid), 2269 nucleotides. RefSeq names its product small glutamine-rich tetratricopeptide repeat-containing protein beta-like. The record is from RefSeq and is a predicted model, not a curated record. Gene Ontology annotation, cellular component: membrane; TRC complex. The transcript is spliced from 7 exons. Bases 179 to 1123 code for a protein of 314 amino acids. Gene Ontology annotation, biological process: post-translational protein targeting to endoplasmic reticulum membrane. NCBI's taxonomy places the organism in Eukaryota, Metazoa, Arthropoda, Insecta, Hemiptera, Adelgidae. Gene Ontology annotation, molecular function: protein binding; molecular adaptor activity.